Drosophila subpulchrella is the source of this 2226-nucleotide messenger RNA. It is a transcript of the gene hook, whose product is annotated as protein hook. Bases 108 to 2147 code for a protein of 679 amino acids. Gene Ontology annotation, molecular function: microtubule binding; dynein light intermediate chain binding. Gene Ontology annotation, biological process: cytoplasmic microtubule organization; cytoskeleton-dependent intracellular transport. Lineage: Eukaryota; Metazoa; Arthropoda; Insecta; Diptera; Drosophilidae. Gene Ontology annotation, cellular component: centrosome; cytoplasm. The record is from RefSeq and is a predicted model, not a curated record. The transcript is spliced from 6 exons.
GUUUCUGUUUUGCUUUCAGUGCAACAGCUGAGAGCUCUCUUUUUUGUGAAAUUGUGCAUAUUUUUAGUUUGUUUUGUUUCGUUUAGCGUUUCGUUCCGACACGCAACAUGUCCGCGCCCAAGAACGAGAUGUACUACAGCCUGUUGGAGUGGUUCAAGACCCUCAAUCUGAAUGCUCCGCACGCAGAUGCGGAAUCUCUGGCCGACGGAGUGGCUCUGGCCCAGGCCCUGAAUCAAUUCGCCCCCGAAUCCUUCACCGACGCCUGGCUGUCCAAGAUCAAGGCCAGCGCCGUGGGCAGUAACUGGCGGCUGCGGAUGAGCAACCUUAAGAAGGUGACGCAGUCGGUGUAUGACUACUACAGCGAAGUGCUCAACCUCUCCCUGAGUGAUUUCUCCAAACCGGAUCUGCAGAGGAUUGCCGAGAAAUGCGACCUGGGCGAACUGGAGCGCCUGCUGCAGCUGGUCCUCGGGUGCGCCGUCAACUGUGCCAAGAAGCAGUCCUACAUCACGGAGAUUAUGUGUCUGGAGGAGGAGCUGCAGGCUAACAUUAUGCGCGCUCUUCAGGAGCUGGAGACCACAAGGCAAGCUUCCUCGCCGGAGGGCGGUGUGGUCAGCUCCCUGUCGCGCAGCUCCCUCAGCGGAAUUCUGGACACCAAGGCCGUGCAGGAGGAGCGCGAUGCCAUGGCUCAGAAAUGCUUCGAGACCGAGAAGAAAAUGCUGCUGCUGAUCGACGAGAAAACGAACCUUCAGCAGGAGUUGCAGAAGCUACAACAGGAGUUUGCCCGCCUGGAGCAACACUCUACGGUGAUUGGGGAUGAUGGUGUCUCUUUGGGACCAGUCCAAGCCGGAUCUGUGCGCUACAACGAGCUGCGCCGCCAGCUGGACCUACUAAAGGAGGAGCUGCUACAGUCCGAAGGAGCUCGCGAAGACCUAAAACUCAAGGCCCAACAACAGGAUACAGAUCUGCUUCACAUGCAAAUGCGCAUCGAGGAAUUGAUGAAAAGCUCUGCUGAGGUAAUCACUCUUAAGGACGAGGUCGACGUUCUACGGGAAUCCAAUGACAAACUCAAGAUUUGUGAGGCCCAGCUUGACACGUACAAAAAGAAGCUAGAAGACUACAACGACCUGAAGAAGCAGGUCAAGAUCCUGGAGGAGCGCAGCGCCGACUAUGUACAACAAAAUGCGCAGUUUGAGGAGGAUGCCAAACGAUAUGCCAAUACUAAAGGUCAGGUGGAAUUGUUCAAGAAGGAGAUCCAAGACCUGCAUGCCAAGCUGGACGCCGAGAGCAGCAAGAACGUUAAACUCGAGUUUGACAACAAGAAUCUGGAGGGCAAGAACCUAGCCCUGCAGCGGGCCAAGGACAGCCUGCUCAAGGAGCGCGAUAAUCUUCGCGAGACCGUCGACGAGCUGAAAUGCGGACAACUGUCCUCCAACUCGGCGCUGACUGGCACCACCGUUUCCCGGGAAUUGCAGCCGUCUGCAACUGUGGAAAAACUUCAGCGUCUGGAGGCGGAGAACAAGGCGCUGCGCGAGGGGCAGGGCGGCCAGACAGCUUUGGCGCAACUUCUGGACGAUGCCAACAAACGCUGCGAAAAUUUGCGUGAGCAGCUUAAGACGGCCAAUGAACGUAUUCUUUCCCUAUCGCAUGCCUCCCAAAGCGAUGAUCCUAUUUUGAAAGAGAGCGAGUUUGGCAAGCAAAUUAAACAGCUGAUGGAGCUAAAUGAGCAGAAGACUCUUCAACUGGAGGAAGCUGUGACCCAGAGCACGUCUCUGCAAUGUAAGGUGACUCAGCUGGAAUCUAAUUUAUCAGCACGUGAGCAAGAAAUUCUGGUGUAUGACGCCAAAUACCGAAAAUGCGUGGAGAAGGCCAAAGAGGUGAUCAAGAGCAUAGAUCCGCGAAUUGCUAGUGCACUAGAUGCUAGUGUGCUGGAAAAGAGUGCUGACCUUGUCGAGGAGGAACCGAAGCCUAAGAUGAGUGUGAUGGAGGAGCAGCUAAUGACCUCCGCCUUCUACAGGCUAGGUGUUAAUGCCCAACGCGAUGCAAUCGACUCAAAGCUGGCCAUCCUAAUGGGCUCGGGCCAGACCUUCCUUGCCCGCCAGCGGCAGUCGGCACCUCGCAAAUCCCUAAGUGCAAUGAAAUCAAAGUAGAAAGCAUGAACCUGAUGAGUAGCCUAAGUAUCUUUCUUGUUUGAAAAUUUAUAUAAAUAAUAUAUAUAUAAUGCAAGUA